Molecule: messenger RNA, 1113 nt
Organism: Emericellopsis atlantica
Lineage: Eukaryota; Fungi; Ascomycota; Sordariomycetes; Hypocreales; Bionectriaceae
Product: translation machinery-associated protein 16
Exons: 4
Coding region: 89-631 (180 amino acids)
Cellular component (GO): nucleus
Source: RefSeq, a predicted model, not a curated record
AGUUUCAUGUGAUGGCUUCACCUUUUUUGUGAUAUUACGACUCACAGAAUCGAAUCAUCUAAUAUCGCAAAAGUCCCGAAUCGCCAUCAUGCCAAGCUCAUUGCACAAGACGCGCAAACAAAUCGCAAAGAAGCGUAAUGGCAUUCCUACAGCCCUUCACGAAAAGUCGCGAGACUCGAUGCGCCUGCACAAGGCGACUAUCCGUGAUCAGCGCUUAGAGAAGUUGCACAGUGCGCGGAGUAAGAGGGAGCUGCCUAUCCUGGACAGAGCUGUGUACUUCCAGGAGAGUGCUCGCGAGGUCGAAGGUGGUGUGCUGGACAUGGAGACUGUCCAGAGGCUGAUCGAAACCUUUAUUCAUCAGUACGAAGAGGAAUAUAACACUAUCAAGAAAGAGCGUAGGCCUGGGCGUCCGGCCUCAUCGAAGGAGGACCUCCUCAAGAUCAAGAUUGCUGCGCUCAAAGAGGAGCACGAGAAAGGCUUCCAUAUUCCAGAUGUGAUGUCCGCGGAGAGCGCAAGGAAGCUGGACGAGUGGGAGGGCAACUGGACCUCAUUAACAGACGUCCCCUGGAUCAAGGUCACCACGAAUUGCCUCGCGAGACCAACUGAUUUCCCCUCCAAGGCUUUGGCUUGAGGACUGAGUCUCACUCGAAUCCGUCCGACAAACACCGAAUUUACGCCCUGAGCAUGCAAUGGACUUGGUGGUCGCUAUGGGCUUGUGCCGCGUCCUGCUAAGAUUACUUGUAUGGCAGCUCAAAACGGCGGCGCCUCCAGAUACGACGUAUCUCUGGUGGUCAGGACUCAGGUACCCCUACAACAUCUCUGAACAGCGCAGAGAUCGGACGCCCUUCGGCAGCUAGAGUCACAACGCACGCAACAACACAUGACGGACGGCCCCUUGUUGGACAGCAGCUGCAACGUGCCGGCGGAUAUGCAUAAUGAAGCGAUGAAACCAGAUGGAAUAUCGGAGCCCAUCAAUGGUAUAUCAUGAGGGCAUUUUGGCUUUUCCACACUGCUCCCAGAAUAAACCAGCAAGCGCGAGCGAUGAUUCAAAAUCUACUUGACCAGAUACUUUCAACGCAAUGUGCCAUUAAUUCAAUUACUUCAUCACUCGAA